This is a messenger RNA of Hypoxylon fragiforme, 1089 nucleotides long. Its product is annotated as transport protein particle component. The record is from RefSeq and is a predicted model, not a curated record. Lineage: Eukaryota; Fungi; Ascomycota; Sordariomycetes; Xylariales; Hypoxylaceae. Gene Ontology annotation, biological process: endoplasmic reticulum to Golgi vesicle-mediated transport; regulation of GTPase activity. The coding region runs from base 284 to 1009 and encodes 241 amino acids. Gene Ontology annotation, cellular component: trans-Golgi network; cis-Golgi network; TRAPP complex. The transcript has 3 exons.
UCUCUAUUUCUCUGUCCAAUGCGCCGCGAGGGAACACGACGACAUCGUUUGAUAUAAUAUAUAACCAAUAUAUAGCCUUGGCUGAUUGCUUGAACUGCUUGCUUUUCCUCGUUGCGGAAGCGGAAGCUUUGUACGCGUGGUUCGUGAGCGAGCCAGUUUGCGCUUUUCCAGCAGGACUUCGGGGGAGAAAGAAAAUUAUCUUCGUACAAAGGGAUAUAAAAAAGAACGAGAAGGGAAGCAGAAGAAGAAGAAGAAGAAAAAAGAAGCAGAACAACCAAAAAAGAUGUCGUUCGACCAACCCCUCCCCCCCUUCAACGCCUCGGACCCGACCGCCACCUUCCUGAGCACCUCGUGCCUGGACUUCCUGAUGAUCGAGCUCGUGCCCAUGACGUACCGCGUCGCCAACGAGCUCGACGCCUCCUCCUACCUCUCCAACUCCGCCUCCGCCUCCUCCCCUUCCCCCACCGCUUCGGCGUCCUCGCCCUCGCCCCCGCCGGCAGAUGCCCCGAAUGGUGGUGAUGCGCUGGCUAGGAGGAGUAAUGGUGGCGGGGAAACUGCGACGGCAGCGGCGGGGGGAGCGCGUAGGUUAGACGAGGACGAGGAGCGCGACGCGGUGUUUUUCCGGCUAGAAGGGCUGGGGUACCGUGUUGGGCUGGGGCUUGUCGAGCGCUUCUCGCGCGACCGCCCCCGCUUCAACGACACCCUCGACGCCAUCAAGUUCGUCUGCAAGGACCUCUGGAUGCUCGUCUUCAAGAAGCAGGUCGACAACCUCAAGACCAACCACCGCGGCGUCUACGUCCUCACCGACAACGCCUUCCGCCCCCUCUCCCGCAUGAGCGUCGACCCCGGCGCCCACGCCGUCGUCAGGGCACAGCCCUUCCUCUGGUUCCCCUGCGGCGUCAUCCGCGGCGCCCUCGCCGCCAUGGGCAUCCCCGCCACCGUCCAGGCCGAGUCCAACGAGCUGCCCGGCGCCGUCUUCCAGAUCAAGACCGUGCCCAGCAAGCAAUGAUGCCAUACCAUCAUCAUCAUCAUCAUUACCUACUUACUUACUUAUUCACUUAUUCAUAACAUACACCGCACCACCAAUCC